AUCAUGCUCAUCAGGCUCAUUGCAUUCUGUCUCUAUUGAUCCUAACCGCGCUCGUUGAUGCUGGCAGUCUCACUUCGCUUGUCUGCUCAUGCACAAUGGGGAAUGCACGAAACCCGCCCCAUUGGACGACGCUUAGGCUAUCAGCUGGUCAAGAUGCAUUAAGCGAGACUGGCCCGGUCGCAUCGGCCAUCUCACGGCACGGCUCCACCCAUUCAUGAUCUCGUGACCGUGGCUAUCGCAGGCACCUACAGCGCACAUCGCACAACAACAGCCCAGCGGUCGCGAGGACGGAUAAGCCCGGGAUGCAUAAGCCAGCGAGUACACACUUGCUGCCCACUACACACUACACACAUCGCAUUCUGCGCCCCACCGCAGCAUGAAAGCCUCAACAGUCAUACACAAGCUCGAGACAGUUCAUCCCGACGGCCAGAGCGCCGGCGAGAUGUUCCUUGCGAACGAGGACCUCCUUCCGGUCCCGGAUGCUCAGCGGACAUGGAACCAUCUCUCCUUCGUAUGGUUCUGGAUCGCCGAUAGCUUCAAUCUGAACACCUUCGUGAUUGCGAGCAGCAUGAUCACGGCAGGUCUUUCGUGGUGGCAGGCUUUCCUGUGCGUCAUCAUCGGGUACAGCCUCGUGCCACCAUUCUUGGUGCUCAACGCCCGCCCCGGCGCGAAGCACGGCAUCGUGUUCCCCGCCGUUUGCCGCACGACUUUCGGCGUCUUCGGCUCGCUGUGGCCUGUAUUCAACCGCGCCGGCAUGGCGUGCGUCUGGUGGGGCGUACAGGCCUGGCUCGGCGGCGAGUGCGUAUAUGGCCUCAUCCGCGCCAUCUGGCCGUCCUUCUCCCGCAUCCCGAACACCAUGCCCGCCAGCACCGAGACCACGACGGCAUACCUCGUCUCCUUCGUCAUCUACUGGCUCCUCUCGAUCCCCGUGACAUGGGUGCCGAUCCACAAGCUGCGCUACUGGUUCGCGGCGAAGGCCGUCAUUGGCCCCGCAGUUGGCUUCGCCCUCUUUGGUUGGAGCAUUCAGAGGGCAGGCGGCGUGGGACCCGUCUUCUCACAGAAGGCUACCCUCUCGGGCUCGGCCCUCGGAUGGCAGAUGAUGAUCUCCAUCUCGAGCUGCUUCAACAACAUGUUCACCCUCAUUACAAACGCACCUGACUUUGCUUCGCGCGCUAAGACGCCCUCCGCCGCCGUCUGGCCGCAGGUCUUCGCCCUCCCCAUCGGCUUCAUCGUCACCUCCUUCCUCGGCAUUGUCAUUGCCUCCAGCGCGGCGCCUCAGUUCGGCGCGCCGAUUUGGGACGUCGUGAAGGUCAUGGACGCGAUGCAGGGCGCCGACGCGUCGUCUGCGACCCGCGCCGGUCUCGCCUUCAUCUACCUCGGGUUCAUCUACGUGCAGCUCAUGCUCAACGUCGCGGCUAAUUCGAUCAGCGCGGGGUGCGACCUCACGGCGCUCUUCCCGCGCUUCAUCAACAUCCGCCGUGGCGGAUACAUUUGCAUGGUCGUAGGCAUCGCCAUGAACCCGUGGCUGCUGUAUAAGAGCAGCGCGACGUUCGGCAACUAUCUUGGCGCGUACGGCGUCCUGCUCUCGUGCAUUGCCGGCCCCAUGAUCACCGACUACUGGCUCGUGCGCCGCGGUCACAUGCGCCUCGCAGACCUGUACAGCACAAGCAAGGAGGGCUGGUACUGGUACACGUGGGGUAUCAACUGGCGCGGAUACGCUGGCUACCUAGCCGGCUUUGCCAUGAAUGCGCCGGGCUUCAUCCACGCUCUCAGCCCCGGCAUCAACAUCGCCCCAGGCGCACAGCGCAUCUACGCGCUCAGCUGGCUCACGGGGACUGGCGUUAGCGCGCUCGUGUACUAUCUCUGCUGUGUCGUGUCCCCGCCGCCGGGCAUGUCGCGCACAUUCGAGGAGGUCGACGAAAGUCACUUCCGCGACACGCUCGACGAUGCCCGCCUACCCCACGCGGACUCGAUGGAGAAGAAUGACGGGGUGGCGGUCCGCGUCACCUCCGUGGGGCACUAGGCUAGGUCGACACCAUGUAUAGUUGUAUCUGCUGCCAAGCAGGCCU
Cutaneotrichosporon oleaginosum is the source of this 2069-nucleotide messenger RNA. RefSeq lists its product as uncharacterized. The record is from RefSeq and is a predicted model, not a curated record. Gene Ontology annotation, biological process: nucleobase transport; transmembrane transport. Gene Ontology annotation, molecular function: nucleobase transmembrane transporter activity. NCBI's taxonomy places the organism in Eukaryota, Fungi, Basidiomycota, Tremellomycetes, Trichosporonales, Trichosporonaceae. Gene Ontology annotation, cellular component: plasma membrane.